CCUAACCGUGACUGGAAUAGCAUCAACUCCUGCCCAAAAACCUCGGGUGAUUUUGAAGAUUCCGGUGAAAUCACUUCGGAAAAACGAAAAUGGAAGCUGAUCGGUCUCUCGGAGGAAGAAUACGGAGGAAGCCGCUUGCAGAUUGCACCAACACGGUGGUCUCCAGAUUUCGUCGGCCGUCGUCUUCUUCUUUCUCCGUUACUGAUGUCAAAUCGGCGAAUCCAUCUCUCGCUUCAUCUCUUAAUAGGAUAAUUGAUAACACGACUAACAGAUCCAGUUUUGUCCCCGGAAGCGUUUCCCGGGGUCAGGUCACGGCCGUCGCAAACCCUAGCUCUGCCGAUCCAGCUUCUCCGACCACCACUCCAUCUCAUUCCCGUAAUUCUCGCUCUGUUCGAGACAUUGGUCACAAGGAGAUCGUUGAGCCUCAUUCGGUUUACACCAGAAGAAAGGAUUCUGUAAAGAGGAAGAGUAAAGAGAUCACUGCCUUGGAUCCAGUGGAUUGCCCUCUCACAAAUACAGUUUUCCGCUCUAGGGGGAAAACACACCGAGCAGAUGAAAACACGUCCAAACCCUUAACUACAGCUCGGGAAAAGAGGCAGCGUCAGGGAAAGCGCAACCGGGAUGGUGCACGGCAAACACUCCCGCAGGAGUUUAUCGAGCAACAGCGAGCUUACUUCGCUGAGAUUGACGCCUUUGAACUGCCAGAAGAGGAGGUAACUUCUACCAGCGACUUGGAGUAAAUUUUGAAUCAUUUACGGUAUAUAUCGACUUUUAAGGCACCAUAACCCUGUAGUACCACUGUAUAGCUACAAGUCUUCUCAACCCCCCGAAAAAACAAAAGAAAGUCAAACACCGGCAAAGUUUUGUCAACCCCCCUUUCUCCUGUUUAACUGGCCCUUAACCCAAACAGUUGUCCAGUUUUGUGAAUA
Tarenaya hassleriana is the source of this 929-nucleotide messenger RNA. RefSeq lists its product as uncharacterized. Lineage: Eukaryota; Viridiplantae; Streptophyta; Magnoliopsida; Brassicales; Cleomaceae. The record is from RefSeq and is a predicted model, not a curated record.